AAACAAACACAUUACAAAUAAAAAUCCAGAUUUUCUCUAACCCAAAACUGUACAUUAAAGUUUUUUAUGUACGACUACCUCAAGCUAAUGAAAUGCUUAUCUUUGUAUGCAUUCUUUUUUUGUUUCAAUAUAAUAUGGUCGUUUUUUUGUUCAACGAGCAUAAGUAGAGAAAUAUUUUGUAAAUAUUUAGUUUAUAUUUAGUCAUUGAUUAGAAUAGGUGUUAUUUUUGAGUGUAUUUAGUAAAGUGAAUUACAUUGAAUUUACAAAUAAAAUAAAUAAUUAUUUUAAAAUAUC
This is a messenger RNA of Acanthoscelides obtectus, 294 nucleotides long. Lineage: Eukaryota; Metazoa; Arthropoda; Insecta; Coleoptera; Chrysomelidae. The record is from the annotation of a GenBank genome assembly.